Messenger RNA from Diatraea saccharalis (sugarcane borer), 1383 nucleotides. The record is from the annotation of a GenBank genome assembly. NCBI's taxonomy places the organism in Eukaryota, Metazoa, Arthropoda, Insecta, Lepidoptera, Crambidae.
GAAUUAUUAUUUGAUUUUGCAAGACGAAAAUAUAUUGACUCUAUAAGGUACCAUUCUAUUUUAAAUAGAAUUUUAAUUAAAACCCUGAUGAUUCGAGAAGAUGAUCCUCGCUUCCACAUUACGCCAUUUCAACAAAUGGCAUCAGCAUGUUCCGGUGCUCUUAUAACCUCUUUAUUUAUGACGCCUUUGGAUGUGGUUAAAAUAAGGUUGCAAGCACAACAGAAGGCACUACUUUCAAAUAAAUGCUACUUGUAUUGCAAUGGACUUAUGGAACACCUUUGUCCUUGUGGUGAGACUGCAUGGAUACCACGAAGAGUACAUUUUCAUGGAACCAUGGAUGCUUUUUACAAAAUAGCCAAACUUGAAGGUGUACCAGCUCUAUGGUCAGGACUAAGUCCUACAUUAGUUUUAGCUCUUCCAUGUACAGUCAUUUAUUUUGUAUCAUAUGAACAACUCAGAUUUAAGAUGAAAAAUUUUUAUAAUCAAAUAUCUGGGAAUAUGAGCCAGCCAAUGUGGAUACCAUUAAUAGCAGGAGCUACUGCUAGGAUGACAGCAGUGACUAUAGUCAGUCCAUUAGAAUUAAUAAGAACUAAGAUGCAGUCUAAACAUUUGACAUAUGGAGAAAUUUCCACAGCAUUACGACAUGUAAUAAGAUAUGAAGGUUACAGAGGACUCUUUCGUGGGUUAGGUUCUACACUUUUGAGAGAUGUUCCAUUCUCAGGUAUAUACUGGACGACAUUUGAAUCCACAAAAAGAUUGUUUAACAGGCCUGACUCUGAAAAGAACACAUUUUUAUUUAAUUUCUUUUGUGGAUCUGUAGCUGGCAGUAUUGCUGCUUUUCUUACACUUCCUUUUGAUGUCAUAAAAACACAUCAGCAAAUUGAAUUAGGUGAAAAAGAAAUAUACACAGAUGGAAAAACACAGCAAAGAGCAUCAAACAUGCAAGAUAUUGCAAGAAAUAUUUACAGAAAUCAUGGAUUCAAAGGGCUGUUUACGGGACUAUUACCUCGAAUAUUUAAAGUAGCACCAGCAUGCGCCAUCAUGAUUGCCACAUUUGAAUAUGGAAAACAAUUCUUCCGACAGUACAAUAUUCAAAAAUACAAGGAGAAAAUGCAAAGGCAUCAGGAGUUUGUAGUGAUUGGGAAAUCAAAAAGUAAUGACUUUUCCUGAUCUGGUUCUCCAAAUCUGUAAUGGAAUCAAGAGAAGCCAGUUUUGAAAAAUAAUUCAUUCCUAUUUUAUUGUUAUUUAUAUAAAUUAUAUGACUGAAAUGUAAAGUCAGCUGAAUAGCAAUAAUUACAUAGUAAAAUUUUAGAAAUAAUCAAGUCGUGUUGUAAUGCUAUAAGUAUUCUAUUAAAUUCUUAAACAAGUUUCAUAUGAAAUAUC